This is a messenger RNA of Parasteatoda tepidariorum (common house spider), 1057 nucleotides long. RefSeq names its product distal membrane arm assembly component 2. The record is from RefSeq and is a predicted model, not a curated record. Lineage: Eukaryota; Metazoa; Arthropoda; Arachnida; Araneae; Theridiidae.
UUUUGUUUUUGUUUUUAUUUACUAAAAAGUAGAAAGUUCGCUUCGGACACCUCUGAAAGUAAAUUUUUUAUGUAUAUAUAUAAGAAUUUUUUGGAACAUUCACUUAGAAAAUUUGCGUAAAAUAUUUUCUUAAAUAAUUAAUCUCUCAAGUUCCUCUUUUUUUCUCUCACAAUUCUAUUUUUAAUGAUGUUGAAUAAAUAUAUCCUGUCAAGUUGUCAGAAAAGUUUACCAGCCAUCAUGCCCAAAAGAUUUAAAGUUCGCAAUUUGCCUGACACUCAAAAAAGUGAACUUGAAAUGAGUUUUAAUUUUAAACCUAGAGUUGGAAAAACGUUUACCACCGAGUUUUUUGCUUUUACAAAUAGAAAAGAUGCUUUUACAUGGACCUACUUCAAAGCUAGAAUGAAAAGAAAACAACUAGAAGACAUGAUAGAAGAUCAAAGAUUCCUUUCUGAACGCCAUCGCAUUCUAGGCCCAAACUUAGCAACUACUCAUUUCAUAUGUGCACGAGGUGGUAAAGUGAGGUUUAAGGGUUCAAAUAUAUGGGCUGAAGAAACUGAUUUGAGGGGAGGUCAUAUUCCGCAAAAGUAUGUUCCCGGUUAUUUUGUUGAAGAAAUUGAUGCGUCUAAUACAAAUUUAUGCUAUGAAGGUUUUCAAAACUUUUGUAAUUUAGAUGAAUUGAAAAAGCUUUCGUUACGUAAUUGUGAAUAUGUUGAUGAUUGGUGUCUGAAUAGAUUACACUUAUUUGGAUACAGUUUAGAGUAUUUAGAUCUGAGUGGUUGUAAAAAUAUUUCUGAAAGAGGAAUAUGUACUCUUCAUUCAUUAAAAAAAUUAAAAACACUAGUUCUGCAAGAUACCCCAAAUAUAAAGGACAAAGAAUUAGUCUCAUUGCUAUUGCAAGAUGUUAUUCCUAAUCUGGAAGUAAUUGGGGUUGACUUCAAUGAUCCAGAACUUUUGAAACGAUUGGAAAGUUUAUGAAGUUGAUGACUGAAUCAUUUGUAUUUUAGUGUGAAUAUUAGUUAAAUAUAUAUAAGUUACAUAAAAAUUUUGUUUCUUUUUC